Molecule: messenger RNA, 432 nt
Organism: Trichoplax adhaerens
Lineage: Eukaryota; Metazoa; Placozoa; Uniplacotomia; Trichoplacea; Trichoplacidae
Exons: 1
Source: RefSeq, a predicted model, not a curated record
UAUCAGCAAGACUGCUUGAACGAGCACAACCGAUUACGUCGCAUACAUGGUGUUCCAGACCUUCAAUGGUUAACUCCGCUCCAAAUAUCUGCAGAAAUUUGGGCAAAUCAACUUAUAGCUACUGGCAGUAUGUAUCCAAGUGAUACUGUUCACGGCGAAAAUCUCUAUCACGGAGAUUUUGCCAAUCCUUCUACCGCUAAUGUUACACAAAUGGUUGGCAUAUGGUAUAGCGAGGUCGCUAACUAUGAUUUUUCGUCGCCUUCAUUCAUUUCUGCGGCAAAACAUUUUACACAACUGAUAUGGAAAUCUACUACACACAUAGGUUGCGGCCGAAGCAUUAUUGGAAAUAACGUCUAUUUAGUAGCUCAUUAUUCUCCACGUGGUAAUUUUGUUGGUCAGUUCGGUCAAAAUGUUCUACCAGCCACUAGUUAA